This is a messenger RNA of Botrytis fragariae, 585 nucleotides long. RefSeq names its product putative methyltransferase domain-containing protein. The record is from RefSeq and is a predicted model, not a curated record. The coding region runs from base 1 to 585 and encodes 194 amino acids. The transcript has 2 exons. Lineage: Eukaryota; Fungi; Ascomycota; Leotiomycetes; Helotiales; Sclerotiniaceae.
AUGUUUCUCUACCCUACCAUCUCCCGCCAUUUUAUAUACGACAGAAUUCCAAGAAGUCUUGAAAUUGAAGCGAUUUUGGUAGAUUUGGGAACUUUUAUUAGUCAAGACUUGCAUAAAUCUGUGUUGGAUGGUGCUCCCUCCACCAAUAUGUAUGGACUAGAUACCGUCAAUCAUUGGGGUCUAGGAUUCGACAUGUUCCGUGAUCAUGAGAAGUUUCAUGCUCAUUGUAUCGAAGGUGAUAUCCUAAUUCGAGUCCGAAAGAACGCAACGGAAAAUGUAUAUCAUUUGGGUGACUUGCGUUUUACAUCAAUGGACAUGGUAAGGGCAGCCAAGACUUUGGUAGACCUUUCAAAAGUCGGAAUAUGGGUGGUCGGAUACCAAGUUGGAGGGAGCCUGACAUUCUUUCAGGAAAGAACAGAGUUGGUGAAGGGAGAUAAUUGGCUUCAUGACCCAGAGUCAUCCGGAGAAUGUGGCAUGAAGCUGGGGAAGAAACGGGAUCAAAGUGGAACACUACAGCUGCGUUUAAAACUAUCGAGAAGAUGGGAUGAGAACAGAAGGAUGUGCCUGAGAGUACGAAAGAUCUGA